Molecule: messenger RNA, 465 nt
Organism: Penicillium vulpinum
Lineage: Eukaryota; Fungi; Ascomycota; Eurotiomycetes; Eurotiales; Aspergillaceae
Exons: 1
Coding region: 1-465 (154 amino acids)
Source: RefSeq, a predicted model, not a curated record
AUGCGUUACACUUUCAUCACUCCCGUCCUUUUGGCGGUCACAGCACUCGCUGUCCCCAUUCCUAAUCAGGAUGGUCUGAUCGGUGAUACUGGCAUUGCGGUUAACAUUGGCGGUGACAAGACCCUUGGUGUUAUCAAGCGUGGUGAUGGCGGUGGUCAAGAUGACUCUGACUCCGGCUCUGGUCUUAUCGGCAAGCUCGGUGCUGCUCUGAAUAUCAACGGCGGCAAGACCAUCGGAGUUAUCAAGCGUGGUGAUGGUGGUGGUGAUCAUGAUGACUCCGACUCUAGUCUUAUUGGCAAGCUUGGUGCUGCUAUCAAUGUCGGCGGUGACAAGACCAUCGGAGUUAUCAAGCGUGGUGAUGGUGGUGAUCAUGAUGACUCUGACUCUAGUCUUAUUGGCAAACUUGGUGCUGCUAUCAAUAUCGGUGGCGCAGAUACCAUUGGAGUUAUCAAGCGCUCCGAGUAG